Molecule: messenger RNA, 4415 nt
Organism: Loxodonta africana (African savanna elephant)
Lineage: Eukaryota; Metazoa; Chordata; Mammalia; Proboscidea; Elephantidae
Gene: MED26
Product: mediator complex subunit 26
Exons: 3
Coding region: 146-1936 (596 amino acids)
Biological process (GO): regulation of transcription by RNA polymerase II; positive regulation of gene expression
Cellular component (GO): mediator complex; nucleus; core mediator complex
Molecular function (GO): transcription coregulator activity
Source: RefSeq, a predicted model, not a curated record
CCGCCACCCCGCGCGCCCACUCCCGCCCCGGCGCCGCGGGAACAUGCGGCUCCGCUCCCGGAGGCCGGCGAGUGAGUGACCCCCGUCCCCCGCCUCAGCCCGCCCGCCCGCCGGCCCGGCCGCUCCCCCCCGCCUCGCCCAGGCAAUGACAGCGGCUCCGGCGUCUCCGCAGCAGAUCAGGGACCGGCUGCUGCAGGCCAUCGACGCCCAGAGCAACAUCCGGAACAUGGUGGCGGUGCUGGAAGUCAUCUCCAGUCUGGAGAAAUACCCCAUUACCAAAGAGGCACUGGAGGAGACACGGCUGGGGAAGCUUAUCAACGACGUCCGCAAGAAGACCAAGAACGAGGAGCUCGCCAAGCGGGCCAAGAAGCUGCUGCGGAGCUGGCAGAAGCUCAUUGAACCCGUGCACCAGGGUGAGGCGGCGCUGCGGGGGCUGCCUGGCACCGCCGGCUCUGCCAACGGGGGCGCUCACAACUGCCGGCCAGAGGCGGGGGCAGCCGUCGGGCCCCGGAGCAUCCGUGACCUAAAGAGCCGCAAUGACAUCCAGAGGCUGCCUGGUCAGCGGCUGGACAGGCCGGGCAGCCGCAAGCGCCGGGGAGACCAGCGUGACCUUGGCCACCCUGGGCCACCACCCAAGGCCAGCAAGACCAGCCAUGAGCCUCUGGCCCCCAGCUCUUCCCCCCUGCCCACCAAUGGGAUCAGCGGGAGCCCUGAGAGCUUCACUGGUCCCCUGGACAGCGGCGGCCACACAGGCCCUGAGGGCAGCCGCCUGGAGCCUGGCGAGAACGACAAGCACAGUGGCUGGAUCCCGGUCAAUGCCGUGAGGCCGCACACCAGCUCACCAGGCCCAGGCCUGGGGGCUAAGGCUGCCUCACUGCAGCCACUGGACAGGGUAGACGAGACCCCAGGGGCCCCCCACCACAGGGGCCCCCCCCGCUGCUCCUUCAGCCCUCGGAACUCACGGCAUGAGGGCCCCUUCGCCAGGCAGCGGAGCCCAUACGUGCCCAAGGGCUCAGUGCCCAGCCCCUCACCACGGCCUCCGUCAGUGGAGGCCACACAGGCGCCUUCACCGCUCCCACUGGCCCAGCCCCCCACGCCCCCUGUCCGGCGGCUGGAGCUGCUGCCCAAUUCAGAGAGCCCGGGGCGUUGGCCUGACCAGCCCGAGGGCCACCAGCGUUUGGCGGGGCCUGGCUGUAAGGCGGGGCUGCCCCCGGCCGAGCCUCUGCUGCUACUACCACGGGCAGGCCUAUCCCCAGACUCCUCCAGGGCAGACAGCGAUGCCGCUUCCUCGGGUGGCUCGGACAGCAGGAAGAAGAAGCGGUACCGGCCGCGUGACUACACAGUAAACUUGGAUGGGCAAGGGGCUGAGGCAGGUGUCAAGCCUGUGCGGUUAAAAGAGCGCAAGCUCACCUUUGACCCCAUGACAAGACAGAUCAAACCCCUGACGCAGAAGGAGCCUGUGCAGGCCGAGAGCCCUGUGCGCACCGAGCCAUCCCGGACAGAGCUGGACGCGCAGGAGCCCAAGGGUGGCCUGCAGAGCCCCUUCGAGCAGACAAACUGGAAGGAGCUGUCACGCAACGAGAUGAUCCAGUCCUACCUGAGCCGGCAGAGCAGCCUGCUGUCGUCGUCAGGCGCACAGACGCCAGGCGCACACCACUUCAUGUCGGAGUACCUGCGGCAGGAGGAGAGCGCCAAGAGGCACAGUGCCCGCGAGACACAUGUGCUCGCACCACACAGCCCGCCUGCGGACCUGCCAGGGCACACACGUGAGGUCACACAGGACGACCUGGAGCGCAUCCAGGCCCACCAGUGGCCGGGCGUGAACGGGUGUUACGACACACAGGGUACCUGGUAUGAUUGGACGCAGUGCAUAGCACUCGACCCGCAUGGUGACGACGGGCGCCUGAACAUUCUGCCUUACGUCUGCUUGGACUGACUGCCUGAGGGGCGGCGGGUGGGUGUGGAGGCCCAGGAAAGGCACCUGGGGCAGGGCAGGCACUCCUGUGUUCUGCCCUCGCAAUUCUCCUUCUUUUGUGAAAUGCUGCUACCAGUUUACUAACAAACUUGCAUAGGAAGGACUGCGGGAAGGACGGCAAAGCGAGUUCCAAGCACUCCAGUAUCCAGCUAGACGGAGUGCAGGUCCCGCCUGGAGACAGUGCAGAUACCCUGGCCGCAUGGGCUGGGCGCAGCUGCAGGCAGGCACAGAACACUUGUGGAAGAAGUUACCUUUAAUGAGAACCGAAAGCACGCUGUCUUAUUUAUUUGCAUUUGUUUGUGUUGUCAUUUGGCCCGAGAUGUCUGGGAGGGUGGGCAGGAGUAUGGCCUUUGUACGGUGUGUGCUCGGUCCAGCCCAGUCACUGCUGAGCCUCGUUUUGGCAUGGGGUGGCCAGCCCACUGGCCACUAGUUUGACCCCACGUUUCCCGGGCAGCCACACAUUUUUAUCUGGUUUCAGUUACAAUCUUGUUUCUAAAGAAAUGCUGCAAAAAUUUAAUUUUUCAAGAGUUCAUUUUCUCCCCCGUUUCAUCCGACCACCAGCCAAACAACUUUCCUUCCUUUCUCUUUUCUCAUUCUGUCCCCUUCCUGCACAUCUCUAGAAGCUGUCAUCUUUCUAGAGUGCCCCACCCAAAAAGCCCCACAGAAGUCACCGCGGGUGCUACAGGGUGUGUGCUGUUCUAGGCAGAGGCAGCCUGUCCGGGCUGGAAAUACUCGUGACCAUUCCUUUAGAGUUGUUUGCCUUAUGGUCAUCUGUCAGAAACGCGGUUUGCAAAAACAAGGAGCCUUAGUGAAUGUACAGUACCUAGACUUCUGGGUCCCCAGGACGCAGAAGGGGCAACUUUGCUAUUUGGUCCAGUAAGUGGACACCUUGUGAUAUAAAUGUGGAAAUAAAAGAAACCAUUUGCACAAACCAGCCUGCAAGUCGUUUCUGAUUUGGUCCUUGCUACAACCCGGCCCCUCACACAAGUCUGUUCUUGGAACCCGGAUGAGCCAGAAGGCCUGGCCCCCUCUCUGAGAUUAUGCCCCGCCCCCAGCCAGAAUGGGAAGCAGGGCAGGUGCCAGCAGAAAACUGGCCAUCUGCUUUCCACGUAGAAACUGAUGUCUCCCCCUCUGCAAAGGCACAUGGUGCCCCUCCCACCUCUGAGGUCACCUGCUAGAUUUGGGUGGCAAACAUAGGGCCACAUGGAGACAUGUUACCCUGUCUCCAUCCAUACCCACCUGGCCCACAGACACCGGGAAGCAGGCUCAGGCCCAGGUCUUGGUGAGGACACCAGGGCAGGAAACUAGACAGGCCCCACUGUGGGCAUCUCCUUCCCUGCCCCCCACCCCCACCCCCAGAUCAGAGACCCUGGGGGCAGGAGGCUGUCAUGUGGAAAAGUCAGAAUCUGAAGGGGUAAAGGUUUCAUGGCUCCUUCCCACCUUGUGUUUUUUCCCCAGAUGUACUAGGUGUGCCGAGGCUGGACCACCCACCCUUGGCCAGGCCACAGUCUGCCUUAGUACCAGGCUGGUGUGUCCAUUGUUUAGGAACAGUUCUCCUUUGACUGGAAAGUGAGCAGCUUUUCGUUCCUCCCUCUCAUUACUGAAACCCUAAGUAAGCCAAGACUUCGGCUUUCUAGAUUUCUUCAUUCUGGAAUAGGUCAUCUUGCCCACAUCUACUUACUCUCCACCCAUGAGCACACGGCUCCCCUUAAGAGGGACAGCCUCACGGCGCACACCCAGGGCCCAGGAACGUUCCAGCCUGCAAGACCGCAGCCACCCCAGAACCUGGGUUUCAGAGCCAUCAAGGCUUUUAACCUCAGCUUGGUGCACAGCUGCAGCCUACCAGCUGCAUGGCUCUGGGCCAAUCACUUCACGCACAUGUCCCCACUUGAGGAACAAGAGUGCCUACCCCAGAGUUGUGAGCGCUUCAACGAUGAAAACUGAACACACCGCAUAAAACUGCUGCGGAACCAAUAUGAACCUCAGCGCUGCAGAAAGCCUGUAAUUAGGUUCCUAAGCCCACUGUGCUUGCCUUCUCACCAGAGAUGGAGAAGAGGAGCUGCCCUGCGAAAAGUAACAUUACCCUAACAGAGGUCGCAGGUGUAGCCGGAGGAUAUCGGGUUGCGGAGGUUGGCGCUCCAGGAGCAUCUCUUCGUCCUGGGCUUUAGGACAGGCCGCUGCUCCCCCGCCCCCACCCACAGGGUGUCCUGAGUCCCCAGUAAGCCCCAGGGCACAGGUAUCUCCCGGCUUUAAGAAAGCAAGGAUAAACUACGAUUCCCCGCAACGCCUGGAGAAUCAAGUUGAGGUUGCCACUUCCUAAUUAGCCAAGAUUGUAAAAGAGAAUUUUAACCAUCCCUCCCCCAAAAAAUAGCUGGAUACACGUGAUUUUUGGAACAAAUGAAAAUCCUUUUAGUAGAAUAACAUACUUUUGCUGGAAAAC